GUGAAAGGAGCAGAACACCUGGCGCUCACACCUGCGGGGCUGGGACGACAAGCUCGUGAACGCUGUGCGGCUAGUGCUCCCAGCUAGCCAAUAGAGUCUGGCUUCUCUACCGUCGGGGGCGGGACCUCCAAGGCUAGCCAAUGGGGAGCCGUCUUGUGGAGGGUGGGGCCUGCGUUUCAGCCGCGGGAGCAGUGGAAGAGCAGCGAGGACGCUUCUGUCUCUAAACUGCCGGCUGCGUCCAGGGCAACCGUCUGGAUUCCCUGUGGUGGGGCCAGGAAGGACCGCCUGUAGGGGACACAGCGGCUACAAGACGAGGCAGAAUCGCGCGCAGCCAUGACUGAGGCGGCCGCUGCACCGGACUGGCGAAUGGGGGCUGACCUCCAACAACAGGCCCAGAUCCAGUCGGCAGAGAUCUCCCUUUUAGCUAUCCUAACUGCUGUUCAGGCAGUGGAAAAGAAAACAGAGUCCCAGGAUGUCCACCUUCAAAACUUGGAAUUACGAACCGGGUCCACUGAGAAGAAGCUGGCCGACUUCGAGAAGACAGCCAUGGAGCUCAGCAGCCAGCUGGAGGGCAAGUGGGCCGUGCUGGGGACCCUGCUGCAGGAAUACGGGCUGCUACAGCGGCGGCUGGAGAACUUGGAGAAUCAGAUGCAAAACCGGAACCCCUGGGUCCUGAGGCUUCCCCCAGGUAGCAAGGAUGAAGCCCCCAAGGUUUCUGUGACUACUGAAGAGGUGGCUGGGUGUUUCCCUGAGCAACAGGAAGGCAUCCCUGAAGACUGGCAGAAGGAACUCUGCAAGCACGUAGCAAAGGAAAGGCGUGAGGUGCUGGAUUCUCUAGAAACAGGCCAGCUGGAAUCUGCCCCGAGUGUUCUUCCCUGGAUCAAGCAAGAGGAAGAGGUGUGUGAGAAGAGCCUGCAGGAGACAACCAGUGCAUCCCUAUGCUCAGAAACAUGGCUGACUAACAAGAAAAAGACCCUGGAGGGGAUAUCCAUGGCAGCAGAGCCAUCCUGGGCAACUGAAGGGGGAACCGGCAAGGAGGAUUUGGAGCAGGGAACCUGUGGCGAUCUGCUCCCUGUUUGCAGAGAGAGGGAGACAGCCUCCCUCCCUCGAGGCUCUCACAGUCAGCCUGUGCCAGCUGCUGAGGGCACUGAGAAUGGCCAGAACUUGAGUGUCAAAGAGCUCAGCACGCAGCAUGAGUACUCACACCAUGGCCCUCAGCCCUUUGCUAGUCUCCAGUGUCCCCAGAGUGCUACACAGCAGGUCACUCUGACCAGGAAUCGCCGUGCACCCACAGCCCAGCGUGCCUACACCUGUGUCCAGUGUGGCAAGAGCUUUGUCCACCAGUCAACACUUACCACACACUACCGUACACACACCGGGGAAAAGCCUUACAAAUGUGCCGAGUGUGAGAAGCGGUUUGGCCGCCUGUCCACACUGCUGGAGCAUCAGCGUACCCACACUGGAGAGCGGCCCUUCCCCUGUGCACAGUGUGGCCGUCGUUUUGGGCGCCUGUCUACUCUGGUGGAACAUAGGCGCACACACACGGGCGAGAAGCCAUUUCCAUGUACCCAGUGUGACAAACGUUUCACACGCCUGGCCAACUUGACAGUGCACCAGAGUGUGCACUCUGGCGAGCAUGCUUUCCAGUGUACCCAGUGUGGCUCAUGCUUCACGCACAAGCCCAGUUUCUUGCGACACCUGCGCAGCCACUCUCAGGAGAAGCGCUUUACCUGUGGCCAAUGUGGCAAGAGCUUCACCUGUCGCUCCUGGCUAGUACGCCACCAGAGCAGUCACGCACACUCGGCAUCCUCUGCUUAUGUGGCUUGUGAGAGGAGCUCACCAAGUCAUGUGUCACCUACAGGUCUCUUUAAAGGUGCAGCCAGGGGAAAGUUCUCCAGUGACCCUUCUGUCUCACCCAUAUCCAAGGACACCGUGGUCAGUCAGGACCACAAGGCAUAUGGCAGAAGUCAGCAGCUCAGCGACCAUGGUCAGGAAAGUCUAGUGGGGUCUCUGCAUAGUUGUCUAUCUGUAAAGAUGGAGAAUGCAGGGUAGCACCCAGAGAGCUCCAUACGAGGCCAGUAGGACACAGGGCUUCUGGGUCCCCUUGAAUCCAAGCUGCUUCUCCUGGGUCAGAUGUGUGGUGCCUGCCAUCUGCUAGGCUUCCCAGGGCUAGGUUCUCUCCCAUGGACUGCAGGUGCCAAGUGCUCCUGGGACUCUUCAGGCACACAGAAAAUGUUGCGGAAACAAGCAGCUAGACAGUCCCCUGAGAUCUUGGUGGCUCCGAUCAUCAUCUUAGCAAUUUAGGCAGCAACAAAAGGCCGGUUAGGAAUGUUACAAUUUUUUUUUUCUUGUUUUUCAAGACAGGGGUUUUCUGUAUAGCCCUGGCUGUCCUGGAACUCACUCUGUAGACCAGGCUGGCCUCGAACUCAGAAAUCCACCUGCCUCUGCCUCCCAAGUGCUGGGAUUAAAGGCAUGCGCCAUCACUGCCCAGUGGAAUGUUGCAAUUUUGAAGAGUUGAGUUGCUCAACAACUGAAGCUGAACAACUCAGAACUCAAAACUAGUUUCCAGGAUUUCCCUAGGACAGAGCUGGGGAUGUGAAUCAAUAUAGUGUUCAUUGAGCGUGCAUGGCUGGAGCCACAAUUAGAUCCCCAGCAUCAAAUUAAAUGGGCCAUGAUGGUAUAUGUCUGUAAUCCUUGUAUUUGUGUAGAGUCAGGAAGAACAGAAGUUCAAAGUCAUGCUUGGCUACAUGAGACCCUGUUUCAAAAAAUCAAAAAGUAUCCUUAGGAGUUCAAAGUCUGAGUUGUCAGAUUAUCUCUCACCAGUUGCCACAUACUUAUAUAACAGCUUGUGUGUUUCCAAGGACUCCCAUUGGAGGGGCUGGGGCUACUAAGUGUCAUUGUCCCCACUUUGGAGGAAUGUAGGAAAACAGGCCUGUGCUGCUUGCAUCUGGGGCUGGGUUUUACCGAAGGUCUGACUUCCUGUUUUGUUUUUUGAGACAGGGUUUCUCUGUAGUGUUGGCUGUCCUGGAACUUGCUCUGUUGACUGGUCUUGAGUUCACAGAAAUCCACCUGCCUCUGCGUCCUGAGUGUUGGGAUUAACAGUGUGUGCCACUACCACCUGGCUCCAUAUUCACUUUAAAAACCUGUAAAAAUAAAGGUAUUUAUGAAGUGUAAAGUCCCCUUCUUGCCUUGAUGACCCUACCAAAGUUGGUUUUUGUUGUUGAUACAGUAAUAAUAUUUUGUUCCAGA
Molecule: messenger RNA, 3249 nt
Organism: Mastomys coucha (southern multimammate mouse)
Lineage: Eukaryota; Metazoa; Chordata; Mammalia; Rodentia; Muridae
Product: zinc finger protein 398-like
Exons: 5
Coding region: 334-2052 (572 amino acids)
Biological process (GO): regulation of transcription by RNA polymerase II
Molecular function (GO): RNA polymerase II cis-regulatory region sequence-specific DNA binding; DNA-binding transcription factor activity
Source: RefSeq, a predicted model, not a curated record